AUGGCCCCAGAUGCCAGCUCCCUGCGGCUGUGCCGGGCAGAGGCGUUCGUGGCGCUGGGGCAGCACCAGCAGGCACUGGAGGACCUGGACGCCGUAUGCAGGGCUGAGCCUGGAGAACAUGAGAUCCUCACACCAGAGGAUGCUCCUCAGCCAUGCAUGGCUUCUGCACUCCUGGAUGAUGUUCAUGGGGGCUUGGCUGGUCCCCAAGUCAAUGGAAGGAACCUGGUGCUCCCAUCGUCUUCCGCACAAGCUCAGGACCAGGAGGGAGAACCUUUGCACAGCAGAGGGGAUGCUGGCUCUGAGCAGGACCAGGGGACAGCCCCCCUUUCCCAGCUGGAGCGAUGGCAGGAAUUGGAACUGGGGACUUUGGCAGAGAGGCAGGGCCAGAGGUUGGCAGGUAAUGCAGAGGAAACAGAGGCAGCAAAGUGUACCCAGACAUGCCUUGAGGAGCUGCUGAGCCUAUCUGACUUGGAGUGCUCCCUCUGCAUACGGAUGUUCUUCGAGCCGGUGACGACGCCGUGUGGACACACCUUCUGCAAGGAGUGCCUGGAACGCUGCCUGGACCAUCGGCCCAACUGCCCCCUCUGCAAACAGAGCCUGAGAGAGUACCUAAAGGCUGGAAGCUACAGCCCCACGGUGCUGCUGCAGGACAUCAUGCUGGCCACCUUCCCCUCACAGCUGGCCGAGCGCCGGGAGCUGCACCAGGCUGAGAUGGCAGAGCUCUCCAACCUGACCAAGAACAUCCCCAUCUUCGUAUGCACGAUGUCCUUCCCAGGCAUUGCCUGCCCCCUGCACGUCUUCGAGCCCCGCUACCGCCUCAUGAUCCGGCGCUGCCAGGAGACGGGCACGAGGAGGUUUGGCAUGUGUGUGUAUGAGAACGGGAAGAGUUUUGCUGACUAUGGCUGCAUGCUGGAGAUUCGGCAGAUUGAGCUGCUGGCGGACGGGAGGUCCUUGGUGGACACCGUCGGCAGGCGGCGGUUCCGGGUGCUGAGCCGGGGACACAGGGACGGCUACAACACUGCUGACAUCGAGUACCUGGAGGAUAGGAAGGUGGCUGGGGAGGAGCUGCAGGAGCUUCAGUGCCUACAUGAGAGCACCUACCGCUUGGCUCAGCGGUUCUGUGAGCACAGAGACCUGGCCUCCAGGCACACCUUGGUGCAGCAUGGACCACUGCCAGAGAAGGAAGAGGACAUCCAGGCUUCAGCAGAUGGCCCGACAUGGUGCUGGUGGCUCAUCUCCAUCCUGCCCCUUGACCCGUCCUACCAGCUGCACCUCUUCUCCACCACCUCCCUGCGCUCCCGCCUGUCCCAGCUGCAGCGCAUCCUGGCCGCCCUGCUGCAGCCGCCCCCUGCCCGGCACCUGCUGCCUGAGCUCAGCCCCCGGGGCCAUGUCUGA
This is a messenger RNA of Chaetura pelagica (chimney swift), 1395 nucleotides long. RefSeq names its product LON peptidase N-terminal domain and RING finger protein 1-like. Lineage: Eukaryota; Metazoa; Chordata; Aves; Apodiformes; Apodidae. The record is from RefSeq and is a predicted model, not a curated record. The transcript is spliced from 11 exons. The coding region runs from base 1 to 1395 and encodes 464 amino acids.